Messenger RNA from Aegilops tauschii subsp. strangulata, 725 nucleotides. RefSeq lists its product as uncharacterized. The record is from RefSeq and is a predicted model, not a curated record. NCBI's taxonomy places the organism in Eukaryota, Viridiplantae, Streptophyta, Magnoliopsida, Poales, Poaceae.
CGCCACCUUUCACACUCCCCUCACUCGCUCUCUCAUCACUCACUCACUCAGCUCCGCACACAAAGCUCUCAAGAAGACGAGAAGAAGUCCGAUCGAUCUUGCCAUGGACUCCAGGGUGUCCAAGAGCCCACCGUCGUCUCCGCCGCCGGCGGCUGCGCACGACGAGGGGGACGGUGACGCGGCGGCGGCGGUGCGGGUCACGAGCCGGCUGUACCUGCACAGGCCCGGGCCCGGCGCGGGGCCGCUGGAGAAGGACGCCGUGCUCCGCCGCAUCCGCCACCGGAGGCGCGCCAACCGCCUCCGGGACACGCUGCGCUCGCUCCUCGUCCUGCAGCAGCAGCAGCCCACCGCACCGGAGCCGGAGGACGCGUUCACGUCUCCGUAGCCGCGGGACCUCCCCGGACCUUCUGGAUCUCCCUCCCCGUGGUGCACAAUGUGCCUCGUGUACCGCUGCUGCCUCGCGCACGCACGUUCGACGCUGACCACGAGCGGCUGCGAAUUCGACGAGCAUUGAUGUGUCCCAUGCUUUUCUUUUUAUGUAUUGAUAGUAGUUGUAUUUGUGUAGUAUUUGUGGUAGAGUAGGAGUACUAAUUCAGUGUGUAGGUCACUUAAUUAUUGCGUGGAUGCAAAGGAAUAACCGGGUUUGUUUCUGUUCAAAUUAUUUACCUAAUAACAAUGUCAGGUGUAGUGGCAAGAAUAAAAAUCAGCUCAUUUCUCGGAAGAAA